UCAACACAAUUAUGAGAGUACAUCUUUUUUAGAAGAAUAUCAACCAGACUGAAUUCAAAAUUACUCGAAAUAUGAAAAAUAAAAAUAAAUUUUCGGGUCUUGGGUUGUAUAAAUAUACUCGCUGAUUUAUUUUGUCAAACAUUUCGGAUUACUACAAACCAAGAAAAAACAAAAUUUAAUGGUUAAUAUAUUAUUAGGAAAACUCUUCUUAAGAACAUCGACUGAAAAGUUUACGGACCAGAUGCCCGGGUUUCGGUAAAUGUAAGAACUGUUAUAGUGUUAAUACAUUUAAAACGGUAUUACUUGAUCGGAGAUACAAAUCUUACCUCUAAGAUAAUAUGUAGGCGAUUGGGCCUUGUGCGAGGUAUAUGAAGUUCAGUUUGUAGUUGUGUUAUAAUCGAUUAUAGGUUUGUCCAAAAACAAUUUUGGAAAUUUACUCCAUUUUAUUUGGAAUAAAGGGUAAUCAAAUGUGUUGGCAACGACGAUAACGAUGAUUAAAAUAUCGAUAUCAAAGGGGGCUACACUCCUUGUUUAGUUUCGUCAGCAUGAUAUAAAGUGGACAGGUGACACGUUUUAUAUGUGAUGGUGAUGAUAUGUAUAUACAGUCCAACUUGUCGUAAGCAGCCUCCCAAGGGAAGAAGCCAAUUUGGCUACUUAAGGCAGGUGACCUCUGAUCGGAUGGUCAGUGACAGAGGCGGGAUUUUGGAGAUUUUGAAUAAAUAGUGUGGUGUUCAAUACUUGUAAAGAAGUAGACAUUGGACAGUCAAGUUUAUGUUACAACUCGUACAUGUGACGUGGGGAACACAAACAUCAUCAUCAUCAUCAUUAUUAUUAUCAGCAUCAUCAGCAGCAGAUAAUGUGGAGAUCAGAAAUAAAAAUGUAUAAAUAAAAACAGUUGAUGUACAUUUACAUUAUUCAGUUUUAAACUAUAUUAUGCCUUGCAACACUGAAAAAUGAACACAACUGAUUUCUGUUUUAUGCUCAGCUCACAUUUCGCAUCUUGAAGAAGUCACUUAUCUUGUUUGUUUGUCCAUCAUCUCUACUUUCAGCCGCAUAAAUAUAUACUCUAAGUCCAUAACGUUAUCUACCAUAUCAGGCUGAUUUUUACACAAUGCAUAUUGUCUGAUCUUUUCAAGGUAUAGAGCAACAUCAAUUGAACUGACACUCGACUUGACUUGAACAUCCUUUGUUCAUUGUCACUUUCACAUUCCUCAGCUCUACAAUCACUCAAAUUCCUGAGAAUCUCAACAGCAGGCCUGUCCCAAUCUUGUACGUUAUUAUAACACGUCGAGAACUGAUUGUCAAUGUCAAGAAGCUCUUUAAAGUCACAACCAAAGAGCUCCGAUGAGAGUUUCAGUACUCCAAGCGGAUAGUUGUCUUCAAUAUCGAACUCAGUGUCACAUUCAUUGUCGCUAACAUCAUCAAUAUCAUUCACAGUUGCCUCAGUAAAGCCACAAUUGGCGAAGCAUUUCUGUAAGAUCUGUCUUCACCUACUGCCAGCGAUGAUGCAAUAGAUGGCCUGCAGUAUCGUGAUAUAAGAAUCUCUGGCCCAGAAUUGGUUGGUUGCUUUUCCAAUUUUAGAUGAACAUGUUAGAGUUGGCGCUGCCGGUACUUAAGCUUGAAGGCUUGGAUGAUGCCAUCAUCUAUUGGCUGUAGUGCAGAGGUGGUGUUGGCAGGGAAAAAUUGCAGCUUCACAUUCUGAAAGAAUAAACAUCUUGUGAAAAUUUCUCGCAUUUAGCAGAAAUAACAAUGUUAUGUUUUUAAUUGCUGCUCAUGAACAGACUUCAUCAAACACAAUGUGCAGUUUUCACUGUUUGUUUGAUUUUAAGCACCACAUGUUUUGUUAAUCUUCUCUUUCUUAUGUAGCCUGUGAGAAAUUGUUAAGCAUUAGUCCUAGACCUCAGUGGAUCUUUAUCAAAACAUCUAAAGACAGCAUAGUUACAGUGGGUGUUUUUUUAGAUCAAUUUCAAAAGAAACUGAGUGGCAUUUUAUAUCCACUGUGACCUUAGGAUUGACAGGAGCAUUGUCCAACAGUAGUAAAAUCUUGCGAUUCUGGGCACGCAUUUUCCUGUUCAGUUCUUUCAACCAGUCUUCCUUUAGCGAAGUCAACAUCCAUGCGUUGCUAUUGGCUUCAUAUCGUACGGUAAGGAAUCUGUGGAUAUUUGGCCAAAGCAUCGGGGUUUUCUUGACUUGGUCUGUACUAUGACAAGCGGUCUCAGUUUCCCUCCGGAAAAUGGAAAAUAGAAAACUUUUACUCACAUGUAAUGUCCUAUUACCGCAGGUCCCUAAUGUUAAAAAAAAAAUGAAGUAUUAUUACUUUGCAACAUAAAAUUGUAAAACAACAGCUGAAAAAUGUUCUGUAAAUUAUUUGUGAUGAUUUUUUGUUUUAAAUCUAAUCGUGUCAUCGAGACAUAUUGAUUGACAUUAACCUUUGUAGUGCAAAUGACAUCCUGAGCGAUUAAUUACUACAUGUAACAAAAAUUAUGAUUUUCAAGGAUCGCGAAAACCAGUUUGUUACAAGCGGAAGUUGCUGUGUCAUUCGGGAUACUUUGCACAUGUUCGCAUUUUGCAUAAAGUCCGAGGUAUUAACACUACAAUGUGCGUUCGUUCUUAGUAUCUUUCAACCAAUGUUAUGAGACAUUCAUAAAAACGCAUGUACGCAUGCACAGACACUAAUAUUUUUACUUUGUUAUAAUAAGCGAAGUACGUGCAUGAACUCGGAAAUAAAAUUCAGGCAGGGCCACUGUGAUUCGCUGCUUCGAUCGUUUGCCCUUCGAAUAACAGCUAGACUUGGUCAUGUCUCAACAAAAAAAAGACAAGUUUCUUUCGUAUCUUUCCAUUGUUUUACAGUGUCAUUGUUCACUUCCCCGUGCUCACCACUUCGUGCUUUAAACACAAUGUUAUUCAUGUCAGAAAACUGUCCAACCACCCGUUAUUGCCCUUGAAAUCACUGUAUCCUGAGUCCUUUGCGAAUGUCCUAGCUCGCUCUUUUAUCAUAGGACCUGACAUAUUAACUAGCCUUGAAUAAGCGCCCAAAAAGCAGCGAUACAGAAGAUCGUUAACCUCGCCGAAUUCCAUAUCCCUCUAUGGGCGUUUUUCGUUUAAGUUACUGCUUGCCUCAUGUUCGUCAAGAAUCUCACGUUUCUGUUCCUGCACAUUCUGAAUCUGGGUAUGACCAACACCUAAUUCACCAGCCACAACACGUAAACUUUUCCCAAUUCCAAUAGUUUCAGACACUUCACACGUUCCUCUUUUGUCAUAACCUUCCUUUACGUCGACAUAAUCCUUGAUCACAGAAAAAAAUCACUCGCAAGAUAAUCACAAAAUAAGAAUAUAAAAUACAGGUUAGGUUUGAACAAGGAGAAUAAGAUACUAAUAUUUCUUGUUUUAUCAUCAUUUUUAUCAAUGAAUUCAGAAAACAAAUCUCAGUUUGCAAGUUAACAAUGGAACGUGUGAAUGCACUUUUUAACGCCAUUGUGUCCGAAAUCCUUCAUCCUUCACCUCUGAUUGAUGUGGAGAACUUGGUAGUAGCUUGCAGAGAACAGGUUAGUACUUGAACAGAGUCUAGGAACACUGAUUAGGUUAACUGCCCGCCGUUACAUUACUGACAUACUGUUGAAAAACGGCGUUAAAUCCAAAACAAACUCGAUAACAAAAGUUUAAUUAUUAUAACUUGGCAAAAAGUCGCGAAGUAAACAAGUAGGUAUGACUUUGAAUGCAUCGGGGCGGUCACAAUUCUCGAUUCGGGUAUGUUCGACAACUUCCGAACAUAAACGGAAAAAAUAUAACCGCUAAAGGGGGUCAAAUAUGACGGCCAGGAGGCCAUUUUGCCGACCACUGACCGCGAAAGGGAGGUGACCGCUGAAUAGAGUGAUGAAAUAGAGAAAAAAAUCGUCAGGGGCGUCACGAAGUGACCACUUACCGGAGGUGACCGUUGAUCGGAGGGGACCGUUAGGGCAGAUUGGAAUCUAGUAUGAUAAUGUAAUUAUGAUGGUGAUGAUGAAGAUGGUUGUGUUAUGAUGUUGACUAUGAUAUUAUGAUGGUAUGACGAUGAUGUUGUUGAUGAUGAUGUUGAUGCUUUUAUGAUAAUAUGAAAUACGUUUUUUGUGUCUGUAUGAUAUUAAUGGUUUGAUGUUGAUUUGAUGAUAUUUUAACGUUUAUAAUACGAUAUGACGAUACGAUCAUAAGAUGAUAAUAAUUAUAGUGAUGAUGAUGGUGAUGGUGAUAUUAUUAUAUACAAUGCUAUGAUUAUAACGAUGAUGGUCGUUAUUAGAAUAUGAGGACAUGUAUUAUAUGAUGAUAGGAUUUUGAUUGUGAUGAUGAUAUGGUAUAAUGAAUCUGAUAUAAUGAUGAUGAUGGUACGAUAAUGAUGGAAAUGAUGACUGCGAUGCUACAAAAUGAUAAUGAUAUGAUAUCAUCUUGGUAUAUUAUGGUACGUUAAUAACGAUGGUGACUUUGAUUAUGGUAAUGAUGACGAUGGUGGUAUUAUUCUGAUGCCGAUAUGACGGGAAAGGCGACGAUGAUGAUGAUAAUGACACUUACUAAUCUAAAUAAGAGUGAAAAUGCUCCAUAUUACUAAUUCAUUUAAAUAUAUUGUAAUCAUUAAGUAUUUCAGUUUGCUACGGAUUCUAAAAAAUUAAGGAGAUACCUCAGGUAAAAUGAAUGAAAGGUAAAAGGUUAACGACAGAUGAAAGUUAAAAUCACGUUUGGCUUGGUUUUGAGGCUGAUUGAAGCUGUUUUUUUAUUGUUAAAUGUUUCAGGAACUUAAUUUAAAAAGGGAAUGAUAGUAAUCUAUUUAUGAAAAUAUGAGAUCUAAUGCAUUCAAAGCAAUCCGUUGUUGUCGACAAAUUUAUGUCAUAAGCUACGCAUCUAUUGUCCCUCUCUGUUUGGUGUUCGAACCAUGUUCAAGUUUAAAUGCAGCAUGUAAGAAACAAUCAAACAGGCUUUCAAAAAAAUAAAAUAAAAAAACCUUCGUUUCUAAAUUUCAGUACAAGAAAACAUUACAUCUACUUUCAGGUACAAAUAUAAAGGUGAUCGUUACUGUGAGACAGAAUACAGAUGCAAACUAAAAAACGUUGAAAAGAGUCUUGUUUAAGUUUUGAAUUAGUAAAGUUGAGUUAUUCGUUUUGUAUACUUUUAAAAUGAUGUAAUUAAUAUAUAAUUUGAACUUGAGAAAAAAUGCACAAUUGAACAGCAUUCUGUGUACUGAUUAGACGAAUUUUAUUUCAUGCAAUACUUAGUGACCGUAUGUGCAUUUCGGUAUUACAUAAAACAAUUUAUAAAUUGAAGUAAACAAUGAACAAUUCGCCUCAAUUUUUCAUCAGCUCUGAAUGGCGAACUUUCUUAAUUGUUUCUUCAUUGUCAGUCUAUAAAUGAGAUUCGGCUGACGUCGUCCAACGACAUAGAUAUAGUGAACUUUAUAAAAUCUAUGUAUGUUCUACCUAUGUAUGUUCCGCCUAUGGAAACGGUAUGGGUUCAUUCCUUUGUGGGUUGCUUUACACAGGUCUUGCUAUAUAUUUUGUUAUUGAGAGGUUGCGAUUUUGUACUUGAGGCUGAUUCGUAUACUGUAGGUUAAAAGCGCAUCUCUUUCAAAUCUGAAAAUUUGAAGUGAUUAUCUUCACUAUCUUAAGAGCUACAAAGUUUUUAAGUCAGACACCGAGGGUAUUUGAGACGUGACGUUAAGAACGUCAUGAAAGCAGUCGUUGUGCAUGGCGUGUAUUUUUCAAGUCAUUUAUGGAACAAAAUUAUGCGUAACACUUACUUAACAUCAUACAUUUUGAAUAUUUAGGAACAGUUUAAAGCAAUUUUACUGAAAAAUAACUUAACCGUAUAUUUUGGUUUCAUCACGGGCCUUUUAUAUAUACACCUAUUUAUAUUCAUGACGCAUGGGUGAUUUUGAAUUUCCGUUGCCAUGACAACAGAAAAAACAUUUAUUUGAAAAAUAUGGUAGAAUUUGAUUUGUCUUAGAUGACAGAAUAACAAUAUAUUAGUUUCCAGUUUCUGGAGCAACAUAAGAAAAACAGUGAUUUUCCAGUUAUUUUAAACUACUUAUCUUGCAAUAAUUAUAUCACAAUUAUGUCACUAAAACAGGUUUUCUCAUGGAACGGCCCAUAUAUAUAUAUUACCAAUUUUGACGUAUUUCUGCUGUCAAGUUUGUUUUCCAGAUCCAUACUGAUACAUUUAGGGAGUCCCAGGCAUGCGAACACGAUAUUAGCAAAAGCUCUUCGUGUCAAGAAUGCGUCUUCCUGCAUUCACCGAAACAUGUGACUGCCAACUGCCGCAGUGAUUAUUUAUUUAGUUAACUUAAAUAGUGAAACGAACGUUUCAAUAUUUCGUGGUUACUUCUGAUGAGGUGAAAAAUUCACGUUUCGAGAUUUAAAGUGAAAAUAAUAAUAUUCAAUCAUCUUUACAGGUUUAUGAUAAUUUAUGUUUUCUUUAUUCUAUUUUCGAUAAAUUGUAUUUAAGUUUCUGUAGACAUAAUAACACUAUUACUGCUUUUUAAUGUAAUAACACUAUUGCUGCUUUUAAAUAUAAACGCUUUCCCGUACUUUUCUCGUUAUGAGUUUUUAGGGGCUUGGUGCGCGGAAAAUAAUUAUAUCAGUUGCGACUUACGUAAAGCAACGAACAUUUCUAGUGUAGGGCUUGACGCGAAUGGCACUUUUGAACUUUGCUUGUAUCAGUAUGAAAUCUUAAUUUUCCGUUCUAAAUUCAGCAUAAAUAUUGUUUAUAAUUGAUCCACUCCUCUAUUGAUUAAGCCUUCCUUGACAAUGCAAUACAACGGCUGUGUAUAUAAAAUAAAACGCCUUACAAUUAUAGCUUGGUCAUGACUAUCAGCCGAAAAUAUUUGCAAUCGAAUGACCAUGUCGUAUAUUGUCGUUGCAAGGUUAAACCGGCUACAGUUUAUUGGAGGGGACCUUGUAUCCACUUGAAAAGUAUGGUCGGUCAUAAACAUAUAUCCUUGCACUGACUUUGGCUUAGUUAGGCAGGGUUUCCUCCUCCCGGCCAAGUUAGUGUUUAUAAAUAUGUUCGAGUAGGGCGGUACAUAUCUUUAUAUUUUUGUGUGAAUUAACUUUGUUAUAUACCUCUAACAAAUAUUUUGGGUGUUGUAUAUUUAACUUGAUCCACUCUGCUAACAUGAAGCGCCUGUAAAACCAGCUCCUUAUUUUGUCUGUUGCUCCCUAGUUGUAUGCUACCAUUAGUCCGUUUAUCAGAACAGACUUUAGCUUAGAUGGUACUUAAUCUUUCGCGUUCUGACGCGAUCCUUCCCUGGUAACCGAGUAAGAAUUAAUCCUUUUCGAACAUUUGUUCGAGCGGACCUUGACCAGAAAUGGUAGGUCAUUAACAAAUAUCUUCGUUAUGGCUGUUUCUUAGUUUAGGAGGGUUUAUGUUAAUAUGAUGGCAAGACCGGAAAAACAACAUCCUUUGCUACAUACCUCUUACAAAAUCGGUCUGAAAUAUAAGGCCACUUGCUAUAUCUGGUAGUACUUUCUGCACCUUUUUAACAUAUCAAUAGUGCAGUCUUUGCCUGAAUAUUAUAUUAUAAUUUUGCGUCGACAUUACUGUCGCGAUCCAUCCCUUCUGCGUUAAAACGCAAAUUAUUGCUAUGCUGAUUUUAUUGGAAACUAACAUGUAAAAGUAAUAGUUGCAUGAUGUCUUAGCGUCCAGUCUUACCUUAUAGAACCUUACGAGAUAGUGAUGAAUAAUUCGUCUCAAUUUCUCAUUAGCUGUGAAUGGAGACAUUUCUGCAUGUUGCCAGUUUCUUCAUUGUCAGCCUGUAUAUGGACUUCGACCUCUUUGCAUUGCCUGCAAGUUGCCAUGCCAUUUGGCUAGUGAUUUUCUUGUGUUUAUAUUCCUUUCUAUAAAUUUAAACAUGCUAUAUGCCAUAAUAUCAAUUAAAUAAGGUCGCGUCAAUUUUACCAUCUACCUAUGUGUUUGUUGUUUGUGAAUGAUUGUAUAAGAAUAGUUUUAGAAUAUUUGUACUGAAGUAGAUAGAUAACUGUCAGAGAAAUGUGUAAUACACUGAAAUUGUCCUAUGGAACUGUCCAUACAAUUUUGAAGAAAAUGUUAAAUAUGAGAAAAGUUGCAGCACAUUGGAUUCCAAAACUGUUGAAUUGUGAACAGAAAAAAAUGCGCAUUGAAGCUUCUAGGAACAUUCUGCACACAUGUCACACACUAGUUAAAUUUUUUAUCAAUUGAAUAGUGACAGUAGAUGAAACAUCGAUUCCGCUGUACGACCUUGAAAGAAAAUAGGAUUCGUGCAUUUGGAAGAUACUAGCCUCUCCAUCCCCACAUAAGGUAAAGGUCUGUCGGUUGCAAAAAAAAAAUGUUUAUCGUCUUUUACAACAAGGAAGGCGUUGUUCUGACACACGCAGUACCCAUUGGAUAGACAUUUGACGCACCUAGCUCCAAAGGUCUUAACAAUAGUUGAAAACUUUCAUAAGUCAUGAUCAUGAUAUAAACUUGCACACCUCUAUUUUUCUUGCUGGCCCCACCCCUAUUUUUAAAGUUAUGGCCCCUGAUAUAGUCAAAAAUGCAUAUUUUUACCUACUUAUAUGCCUAGCUGAAAAGGUGUUGAAUGUAAAUUUAUGAAACCAUGCUUGAGUUUUUAUCAUGAUGUGACCUUUCGCAUUUGACAUACUUCUUGAGAAUCUUUGCGCUUAUUACAGAGGUAUGGCCCUUGAAAUAGCCGAAUAUUUUUGUGAUGCUCAUAGCUCAAAAAUAUAUGGCCUAGAAUAAUGAAUCCUUUUCAUAAAUUGUUUGUAUAGGCUAAACCCCAUUAACACUGCAAACAUUUGAAUAUUGCCCCUUAUUAGUGACAAACGUACCAGCUGGGGGCACACCAUGUGUCCUACAGACACAUUCUAGUUUUUUCUAAUAUAUGUAUUUACCCCUUUGUAAAAUAUCCCGCGAAAAUAAGAAGUGCAAACAAAUGUUAAAGCAUUUCCCCGUUAUUAUAUUGAUAAUCCCUCGUACAUAGACUAUUUUGCUUGUGUUUUUUUUUCUGCAUGGAGGAAAUGUAGUCAAUAUCAUAUUGGUCAUUCUAUGAUUAAACUUGAAUUAGAGAAACUGUUUAUAAAUAUUCAGAUGUAUCAUGUUUCGUAAGUAAUGCUCAUAAUUUGUUGCAUAAAUAACACGAAAAAUACUCAGAGUGCACAACGUCAUACUGCUUCCAUGACGUCCUUAACGUCACGUGAUUAUUUACUUAAAAAGCAUUUUAAGUGUUAAAAUUUUAAAGAUAACUUCUUCAAAUUUUAAAAUUGUAAAAGUAAAAGAAUCAAUUUCGAUUUCUGUCAGUAAUACAUGUUUUCAUAUAGAAAGAUCCAAUUAUAUAUCUGCACUGAGAUGUUCGGAAGUAUGUAAAGUCACUUACAUUCAUCACAAAUAUAUUUUAGUGUGCAAAUUAGUAGCUUAUUCUGUUUAACCAGUUAUUUUUUUUUUCAAUUUCAUGUUUGUGCCGGAAGCUGCCAUGUAUAUGAUGCAUCAAAAAAUGCAAUUUGAUGUUCCGCUGUACCAAAAGUUUGAAAAAUGGUUGAAAUGCCCUACCCUUACUGAUUCCUAGAAUAUUAAUAAUUUUUCUCAAUAUUUGUUAAUGUAAUGAGAAAUAGUUUUUGGUCUGCUGCUCUCAUUAAACAAAAUUAUUGUAACUUUUUUACGCCAACGUGGUAUUUUUCUCUCCGCAUACAGAAAGAUCAAUUAACAGUCAUUGUUAAAAAGAUACCUUUAGUCCACAGUCAACUUCAGUUCUGUCUUAUUGAAAAAAUCAUAUUAUGAAGCAAUAAACUAAUAACACAAGCAUGGAAAUAUAUACAUAUAUUUGUCACCGUAGUUUCUUUUUUAUCUUGAUAGCAAGAAAAAAAUGUUACAUGUCUGUUUUUAGAGUAUAACAUACAAAGAUAAAGUACCUUUUUGUGAUUGUGUUUCAGGUCUGUUUGUGGAUCAAGUUCCCGAAAGGUUGACUUGGGUAUAAUUGCCUUUGAAGUUGUAUUGAAAAUAUUUGUUUCAUUGAACUAAAACAACUAUGCGUGCUAUAUUUUUGAGAAAAAUAUGGAUGAAAAAGUGUUUAAGUGCAGGACAUAAUUUGAGAUGCACUUUGGUUAUUGCACUUUGUUUAGGAUUUCUUUAUUUAUAUCUUUUCCUAAACAUUAAAAUAUCUCACGGUUCUGACAACUAUUUUGAAAUAACUGCUGGAAAUGAAAUUGUUAAAAAGAAAAAAGUAGGCAUUUUGAUUGCUUGUUCCUAUCACGAAAACAUAAACUCAGCACCAUUAACACUUUUACAGUUAUCAGUAUUGUGCUUACCAUCUAUAUUUAAAACAGUGGAAACUAGAUAUGAAUACAAUAUAUAUAUUGGAAUUGAAUCAGAUAUUGAUUCUGAAUCUAUGAAUCUGAAUUACACAAACGCUUUAAACGUCAGUUUGCUUCUUCUGCCAAAAGCAUUUUAUGCUGACUCCAUUAACAUGUUAGCCAUUCAUGCUUUCAACCAAGGUUUGGAUUAUUUCGUUAUCAUUCCGUUUGACGCGCAAUUAAAAUGGAAAUAUUGGACAAGCAGAGCAAUCAUGUCAUUGAAAGGACACUGUCCGUCAGAUGUUGGCGUUUUUCUUCAGCAAUGUAGUGAAAAUAAUAUAAUGUCCAUCGUUAGUCGUACACACAUUCAACGAUUUGGGUAUGUCUAUCCACCACAGUUGCCAUAUAAUCAAUUUGCUGAAUGGAUUACUUCAAUCUACCUUCCAAAUUAUGUAUCGUCAUUCAGUUCAAAUCAAGAGCAUGACUGUCUCGGAAACAAGGAAAAUAAAGAAAGUGCAAUGCUUCAAAAACCUAGUCAGCCACGAGAAGAAGAACGCAGAGGAUCUGCUUGUGUCGUGUCAUAUUCAUUGUAUGGAUCAGACAAACGUUAUACAGAUGGUGCAAUUGAAAACGCUGAAUUAAUGAAAACAAUAUAUCCUGGUUGGACUAUGUGGGUGUACCAUGAUUCGUCUGUACCUCCACCUUUAAUUCAAAUGCUUUGUGAGCAAAACCAUAUAAGAUGUAUUGACAUGACCGGAAGUAAAAUAGGUAACAAAAUGGUUUGGAGGUUUCUUGUUACGAGAUCACAUAACGUAGCAAAAUAUAUUGUAAGAGAUAUCGACUCAAGAUUAAGUAUGCGAGAAAAAAUGGCUGUGAAUGAAUGGAUUGAAUCCGGUAAACGUUUUCAUGUAAUGCGUGACCAUCCAGCUCAUAAAUACUUAAUCAAUGGUGGUAUGUGGGGAGGAACUGGAGGUUCACUCAGAGAUUUAUAUGUAAAACUGAUUCAAGAAAACCCGCAAAGCAAAUACAAAUCAGACAUGACAUUUUUAGACAAAGUUGCGUGGCCGAUAAUUAAAACUUCUGUUCUUCAGCAUGACUCAUAUUAUUGUGAAAAAUAUAAAGGAAAACCAUUUCUAACACCACGUAACGAAUGGGAGCAUGUUGGAAGUGUUUUUAUCAAAAACAGGUCUAGAGAUAUUGAUAUCGAAUUGAUGAAGAAAUAUAAACCACCGAAGGCAUGCCAAUCAGAUAUCAACAUUUGGGAACAUUUAUGAUGAGUUUCACAGCAAAUAAUUACUUUUUUUGAGAAUCUUUGAGAAUUGUGUCAACAUAUGACAUAGUCUAUACCGAUGACCGAGGCAUCGCAAUACCUUUUGUCACGGCGAACUAAUAAUGUUAAACUUGUGUUCUUCAAAUUUCACCAAGCGAGAAACAUUCUGCCAAAAGUUUUAGUACUGCUGGACCUAAACUCUGGAACGAAUUGCCUCUCGAAUUAAGGAACUCAGACACAUAAAAUGUUUUAAAAAAGAAGUUGAGAACUCAUUGAUAAAGAAAUUAUUAUGCUCUCUUUUAGAGCCUGUAACAGUGAUUUUGAAGAUACUGUGGUAACCUGAACUGUAUGGUUUUUACUCUCUAAGUUCAUUCGAAUAUCAACAAUUUGUCAUUGUUUAAUACAAACGUAAAGUUGUUUGUAAUAACUUACGGACAUGUCGCAAUAGCUUACUUUUACUUACUUACUAAUACAAAAUCUUACUGUAUCUUGAUAUUCUUAUAUCUUAUUAAUCUUAUCUGAUGUUUAAAUUUUAGCUCGACUAUUCAUAGAAUACGAGGUAAUGGACACGCCCGUGCGUCGGCGGCGGCGUCCGCGUCGGCGUCCAGAUUCGGUUACUUAUUUGUAUGUAAGCUGGUAUCUCAGUAACCACUUAUGGGAAUGUAUUGAAACUUCACACACUUGUUCACUGUCAUGAUCUAACAUGCACUGUUCAUGUCCCAUAACUCUACUUUGUAUUUCUUUCAAAUGUACUCCCUUUUUUUUGACUUAGGAAGUUUUGGUUAAGGUUUUGUAUGUAAGCUGGUGUUUCAGUACUCACUGAUGGGAAUAUAUUUAAACUUCACUUGUUCACUGAUAUGAUAUAACAUGCACUAAAGAGGUCCUCUAACUCUGCUUUGUUUUAUUUUUCAAAAUUAUGCUCCUUUUUACUUAUUCAAUUUAAUGAUCUAACAUGCAUUUUGCAGGUCCCAUAACGCAGGUUUUUUUAAAUAAUGCCCCUUUUCGAGUUUGCAGUUUUGGCUAACUUUUUAUAUGUAAGCUGGUAUCUCAGUGUCCACUAAUGAGAAUGGAUUGAAACUUCACACACUUGUUCACUAUCAUGAUCUUACAUGCACUGUGCAGGUCCCAUAACUCUACUUUGCAUUUUUGUAAAAUAAAAAUAUGCCCCUUUUUCGAUUUAGCAGUUUUUUUUGGUUAAGUUUUUGUAUGUAAGCUGGUAACUCAGUAUCCACUAAUGGUACUAAAAUGAAACUUCACACAUUUGUUCACUGUCAUGAUUUUACAUGCACUGUGCAGGUCAGAUAACUCGACUUCGCAUUUGUUCAAAAUUAUUCCCCUUUUUCGACUUAGCAUUACGUGUGUUAGAGAUUCACCAGGAGGGGAUUACUUUUAUUUACACUGCCCUGUGUCUUUGGAACAUGAUGGGGGUAAGAGUGAGGAAGGGUGCGCACCAUAAACCGGUUUAAGAUUCCCAAUGGUGUUUUUGCCACUGACCGUUCCAAGGCCUUGCCCAAGUGUGUUCCUUUGUUUGUUCGUUUUGUCCUCUUGUGUAGGCUUUGUGUGUGUGCGCGUGUAUGUGUGUGUGUUCCUUUGUUUGUUCGUUUUGUCCUCGUGUGUUGGCGUUGUGUGUGUGUACGUGUAUGUGUGUGUGUGUGCUUGUGGUGUGCACGUCUGCAUGCUGUAGGUUUCGUUUUGGGGAGGCUGCGAUUUUGGUACGUGGCAUUCCCUGUUUGAUAUUUGUCUUUGUUUUUUAGCAGUGUUUUGUUAAGUUUUUGUAUGUAAGCUGGUAUCUCAGUAUCCACUAAUGGGAAUGGAUUGAACGUUCACACACUUGUCCACUGUCAUGAGUUGAGCACUGUGCAGGUUUCAUGACUCUGUUUGGCAUUUCUACAAAUUUAUGCCUCUUUUUCGACUUUUAUAUUCAUUCAAUUUGCAAGGCUGUUGAAUAGUCGCACGUUGCUGUCCUCCGACAGCUUUUUGUUGUUAAAUACCUACUAUAUAGUUUAUUUACAAUGAUAUUUAUGCUAAUUUAUUUUUCUUACAUCUAGAAUAUGUCUUACUUGUUAGACGUAUUUUUUAUGUGUUUGUAAAACGCCAUUGAAUAUGUUUUACGUAAAAAUAGGUGUUUAUUCAAAUUAAAACAGUUCCAAGAA
Mercenaria mercenaria is the source of this 13706-nucleotide messenger RNA. RefSeq lists its product as uncharacterized. NCBI's taxonomy places the organism in Eukaryota, Metazoa, Mollusca, Bivalvia, Venerida, Veneridae. The record is from RefSeq and is a predicted model, not a curated record. The transcript is spliced from 2 exons. Bases 10019 to 11557 code for a protein of 512 amino acids.